AUGGCCUUCGUGUUGUCCGGAAUUAAACUCUUGAGUCUUUUUUGUGCAACCGUCUUGGCCGCUGCGCCACAGCCGUAUGGUCCGGAAGUAGCACAUGCCGCCAAUAGAAGGCUUUCCCAACUAGAUGGAAUUUCGAACAAGACCAAUGCCGAUCUCACAUUGAAUUGGUCCGGUGCAGUACUGAAUGCUCCUCCGUCAGGAACCACUUUCACCUCCGUUUCAGCAGAAUUCAGCGUGCCAACUCCCAAACCAGCCAAUGGCCGCGCCGGUUCUUCAUCCGUCUGGGUUGGUAUUGAUGGCAGUACAUAUCCAAACGCGAUUCUUCAGACUGGUGUCUACUUGAGUGUCACUUCCAAUGGGUCUGCCUCAUUUGGUGCCUGGUAUGAGUGGUAUCCUGACUAUGCUGGCGGAUUCUCGGGUAUCAGUAUCAAUGCAGGUGAUAGGAUUUCUCUUUGUGUUGUGUCUACUUCUCCUAGUUCUGGAACUGUGACAAUUGAAAAUUUAACGAACGGUCAGAAAGCGAGCCAAAGCCUUACAGGUACCGCGCCUGACUCGUCCUCCACUCUUAAUGGACAAAAUGCGGAGUGGAUUGUGGAAGAUUAUGAAGAAGGAAGCCACUUAGUUGUCCUUGACAAUUUUGGCAUUGUCACGUUUAACAAUGUGUCCGUUGGUCUGUCGAACGGCAGCUCUCUUGAAACUGAAGGUGCAGAGAUUAUGAACAUGCUACAGUACAAAGCGGUAAAGUCUUGA
Talaromyces stipitatus ATCC 10500 is the source of this 750-nucleotide messenger RNA. RefSeq names its product aspergillopepsin-2 precursor, putative. Gene Ontology annotation, biological process: proteolysis. The coding region runs from base 1 to 750 and encodes 249 amino acids. Gene Ontology annotation, molecular function: glutamic-type endopeptidase activity. NCBI's taxonomy places the organism in Eukaryota, Fungi, Ascomycota, Eurotiomycetes, Eurotiales, Trichocomaceae. The record is from RefSeq and is a predicted model, not a curated record. The transcript has 2 exons.